Messenger RNA from Colletes gigas, 3604 nucleotides. It is a transcript of the gene beta'COP, whose product is annotated as coatomer subunit beta'. Gene Ontology annotation, molecular function: structural molecule activity; protein binding. Gene Ontology annotation, cellular component: COPI vesicle coat. The coding region runs from base 431 to 3229 and encodes 932 amino acids. The record is from RefSeq and is a predicted model, not a curated record. The transcript is spliced from 8 exons. Gene Ontology annotation, biological process: retrograde vesicle-mediated transport, Golgi to endoplasmic reticulum; endoplasmic reticulum to Golgi vesicle-mediated transport; intracellular protein transport. Lineage: Eukaryota; Metazoa; Arthropoda; Insecta; Hymenoptera; Colletidae.
UGUCAUAUACAUAGUACACAAUUUUAAGUGAAGGUAGAGAUAUUAGUCACACCUCGUCUGUGUAUUAAUUCAAAACGAGCGCCUUGUUAGGAUAGACGGUCAUAUCGAUAUUAUCGACGUAACAGUCCUAACCAAUCUGAUGUAAAUACAUUCACGUAUACAUUUUAUAGCUUUAUGAUCAAGCUUAUGAUAGAUCAGAGCCCGAUUAACAUAAUCUUUGAUAGUAUCAGAGGGGUGAUCCGCGGGAAAGGCUUUUAUUUAUUGGUAUUUGAGUAAUGAGCAUCUGGUACCUACGGACGCCAUUUUCGCUGCUAGCAUCGGCCACGUCCUAACUUGAUGGCAGGAGAUUUGGAUCCAUUAAUGUGUUGUUAUCAUCGAGCCCUGUGUUAUUGAAUAUUGUGUGAAGGAAAACGAAGUUGUACAGUGAAAAAUGCCUCUCAGGUUAGACAUCAAGCGAAAGCUAACUGCUCGAUCAGACAGAGUAAAAAGUGUCGAUCUUCACCCUACCGAACCAUGGAUGCUAUGUUCAUUAUAUCAGGGAAAUGUUAACAUUUGGAAUCAUGAAACUCAAACAUUGGUCAAGACUUUUGAAGUAUGUGACCAGCCUAUCCGUACAGCCAAGUUUGUGCCACGCAAAAAUUGGGUUGUCACUGGCUCAGAUGACAUGCAGAUCAGAGUUUUUAAUUAUAACACUUUAGAGCGUGUGCAUUCUUUUGAAGCACAUAGCGAUUAUGUUAGAUGUAUAGCAGUACAUCCAACACAACCAUUUAUAUUAACUAGUAGUGAUGAUAUGUUGAUCAAAUUGUGGAAUUGGGAAAAAGCUUGGAUAGGACAACAAGUUUUCGAGGGGCACAAUCAUUAUGUCAUGCAAAUUGUGUUCAAUCCCAAGGAUAAUAAUACAUUUGCUAGUGCCUCGUUGGAUAAAACAGUGAAAGUAUGGCAACUUGGUUCUUCUACUGCCAAUUUCACGUUAGAGGGCCACGAGAAAGGUGUUAAUUGUGUAGAUUACUACCACGGCGGCGAUAAACCGUAUUUAAUAUCCGGAGCUGAUGAUAAAUAUGUCAAAAUAUGGGACUAUCAAAAUAAAACUUGUGUGCAAACGCUGGAAGGUCACACGCAAAAUAUUUCGGCAGUCUAUUUUCAUCCAGAAUUACCGAUCAUUCUUACCGGUUCGGAAGAUGGAACCGUCAGAAUAUGGCACGCAGGAACGUAUAGAUUAGAAUCUUCCAUAAACUAUGGGUUUGAAAGAGUGUGGACAAUUGCUUGUCUACGAGGCUCGAAUAAUGUUGCGAUCGGAUAUGACGAGGGUAGCGUGAUGGUAAAAGUUGGUAGGGAGGAACCGGCGGUUUCAAUGGAUUCGAUGGGUGGUAAAAUUGUGUGGGCGAAACAUAGUGAAAUACAGCAAGUAAAUUUAAAGACCCUAGGAGAGGAAGCACAAGACGGAGAACGGUUACCGCUGGCAGUGAAAGAUAUGGGUGCCUGUGAAAUUUACCCGCAAACUAUUCAACACAAUCCCAAUGGAAGAUUUUUAGUAGUUUGCGGAGACGGAGAAUAUAUUAUUUAUACGUCCAUGGCACUAAGAAAUAAAGCCUUUGGUCAGGCAUCAGAAUUUGUGUGGGCAGCAGAUUCUAGCCAAUAUGCUGUCAGAGAAAGUAACACCACCAUAAAGGUUUUCAAGAAUUUCAAGGAGAAAAAAAGUUUUAAGCCCGACUUUGGCGCUGAUGGAAUCUUUGGUGGAUUCUUAUUGGGAGUAUCUUCCGGAUCUGGUCUAUCCUUCUUUGAUUGGGACAUGUUAAAGUUAGUUCGCCGCAUAGAUAUUCAGCCAACGCACGUUUAUUGGGCAGAAAACGCUUCUCUAGUAGCAUUAACCACGGCUGAUCAAUACUUCAUUUUAAAGUAUCACACUGAUGCUGUUGCGAAUGUUCCGGAAAACUCAGAAGAUAUCGAGAACGCAUUCGAGAUGGUAGCCGAAAUGAGCGAAAUAGUGAAAACUGGUCUUUGGGUCGGCGAUUGUUUCAUUUACACGAACAGCGUUAAUCGGGUGAACUACUUCGUUGGCGGUGAAGUCGUGACCGUCUCGCAUUUAGACAGACCGAUGUACCUGCUUGGAUACGUACCCAGAGACAACAGAUUGUAUUUGUGCGACAAGGAGCUGUCAGUUGUCUCUUAUUCAUUAUUACUUUCGGUAUUAGAAUAUCAAACAGCUGUUAUGCGAAAGGACUUUGAAACAGCAGACAGAGUUCUACCUACGGUUCCGAAGGAACAUCGAACCAGAGUCGCCCACUUCCUCGAAAAACAGGGUUUCAAAGAACAAGCGUUAGCGGUUUCAACAGACCCAGAGCACAGGUUUGAAUUGGCUUUGGCAUUAGGAGAUCUCGUUACGGCGCACACACUUGCCAAAGAAGCCAAUAGCCAACAGAAAUGGCGGCAAUUGGCGUCUCUCGCAACACAGAGAGGUAAAUUGUGCCUUGCGCAGGAGUGCUUGCAUCAAGCUCAAGAUUUCGGAGGACUUCUUUUGCUUGCUACCAGCACCGGAAAUGCGAACAUGAUCGAGAAACUUGGCACGGACGCGGACAAUACAGGCAAGAACAAUAUUUCGUUCUUGUCCUACUUUAUUCUCGGAGAUCUUGACAAAUGUUUGGACAUUCUCAUCAAGACGGAUAGGAUUCCCGAGGCUGCGUUCUUUGCGAAAACAUAUGCGCCUAGUAAAAUCUCGUCGAUCGUUAAAUUGUGGAAGGAAAAGUUGUCAGCAGUGAGCGAGAAGGCUGGACAAAGUCUAGCCGAUCCUGAACAGUAUGAAAAUUUGUUUCCCGGCUACAGCGAAGCUUUGAAAGUCGAACAGUUCCUGAGAGACGAAGCCAAAAAGAAGAUUCCCGCAUCUGGGUUCCCAACGGUGCAACUCAGUACAGAACGAAAACCAUUGGAGGAAAUGUUAGCAGCCGAACAGACGAAUCGAUUCACUUACAAAGCAAGCGUCAAUACCAACAGCGAACCGAAAAUACCAUCGUCCGAGGUUCUGGUGGACAGGUUAUUAGAUCUGGAUAUCAGCAAGGUAAUUCCUCCAUCUACCGAAAAUACGGCUGCACCUGAAAAAACGACUAAGACCAUCAGCAGCAGCUCCAGGCCACUCACGGUGGACGACGAUGAUUUCGACCUCGAUCUUGAAAUUGACGACACCAUAGACACUACUGGUGUGAAUCUUGACGACGAUCUCCUCGAGGAAGAUUAGCCCUUCGAUUGGAAGGCGAGCAGCGUGUGCGUCGUACGUGCAAUUUCCAUUCUCCUUCCGUCAGUCAUUCCCCGCGAGUUGAUCGGAGCCGUUUAGAAUCAAGUAUUACCGUUGAAGGACAUUUUUUGUGCGCGAGUGUUUUUAUCAACGCAUUCAAAUAAGAAUAUUACGUAACCUGUACACGCGGACUUUACACGUGUACCGAAGAUUAAAUAUAUUGUUAAUAUAACAGAAUGGUACAAUAAGUUUUAAUCUCUGUCACUUCCUUUCACAGCCAGACCCAUCGUUAAAGGACAUCUAUGUACGAUAAGAUUUUUAUGGACUUGUCUGAGAAAGUAAUGCAACAUGUAGGCGAGAACUUCACUCGUGCAACCA